Capsicum annuum is the source of this 1313-nucleotide messenger RNA. RefSeq lists its product as uncharacterized. The transcript has 13 exons. The coding region runs from base 76 to 1068 and encodes 330 amino acids. The record is from RefSeq and is a predicted model, not a curated record. NCBI's taxonomy places the organism in Eukaryota, Viridiplantae, Streptophyta, Magnoliopsida, Solanales, Solanaceae.
GUCCGGCCUACAUCUCACGUUUCAUAUCUUGCCACCAACCAGAAAGAAUUGUAGAGGGAGUUUUGAGUGUCAAAGAUGAAGACUCUUCUAGUAGCUCCUUCACCUCUACGCAUCCUUUCCCCAUUUUCACGCUUUCUUUACUCUAGUACUAGUACUAGUAUUAAUUACAAGAAUAAUGCUACUCAUAGCUACCGUCUUUCUCCUUCUCCAUCUAACUCCUUUUUCUCACUAACCUCAACUCUUCCUCUCAUCGCCAUGGCUUCUCAGGUAGAUUCAGUGACUUCUCAGAAUCUAUCAUCUGGUGAUGAAGUUAAUAUUUUUCAGUUGAUUCAAGCUCAUCAGGAAAAGGCUGCUAGGCUAACUCCCACAGAAGACGUGAGAACACUUCUUCAUUAUAGCCUCCGUGGUGUGCUUUCUACUUUCUCUCAGAAGUAUGAGGGCUAUCCUUCAGGUUCUAUGGUUGAUUUUGCAUGCGAUGCGUAUGGAUCUCCAAUAUUAGCCGUUAGCAACUUGGCUGUUCACACCAAGGACCUCUUAGCUACUUCUAGAUGCUCAUUGCUUGUUGCAAGAGAUCCUGAAGAUAGGACUGACUUAGUAAUUACUGUGCAUGGUGAUGCUGUUCCUGUACCGGAAACAGAGAAAGAAGGAAUUCGAGCCACAUAUUUGGCUAGGCAUCCUAAGGCAUUUUGGGUUGACUUUGGUGACUUCCAAUUCAUGCGCAUUGAACCCAGAAUUGUACGUUACAUAUCAGGUGUUGCAACUGCUAUAUUGGGAUCUGGAGAAUUUAGCAAAGAGGAGUUUAGAACAACAAAAAUAGAUCCAAUAUACCAAUUUUCGAAGCCAAUCACGUCACAUAUGAAUAAAGAUCAUGCCGAGGAUACCAAGCUGAUUGUGCAGCACUCAACAUCGGUUCCGGUGGACUUUGCCUACAUGUUGGAUGUCGAUAGUCUUGGUUUUAACGUCAAGGCUGGCUACCGAGACAACAAUUUCAAGCUUCGAGUUCCAUUCCCUAGACGUGCUGUAGACAGAAACUGGUGCAAUAUAUGCAACAGUAUUUGGCAAGGGUAGUGGUGCUUUCUUGGCUUCUGGGACCACAUGCUCAUCCAGGGACGUGAAGGCGCUUAUUAUUGAAAUGCUUCAGGCUGCCAGGACUUAGGCUCAUCGAUUAACCUCUAUAAUUUCUGAUUCUAGCUAGUUCAAUAUCAUGUAAAUGUUUAAAACAGCUCUGUGGAACACUUGUGUCACAAUGAGAUUUUGAGAUUCCUUGGCAUAUAUACGUAAUCUGAUAGCAAACCAGCCAUUUUAAUCGAUCA